This is a messenger RNA of Vollenhovia emeryi, 1901 nucleotides long. RefSeq lists its product as uncharacterized. Lineage: Eukaryota; Metazoa; Arthropoda; Insecta; Hymenoptera; Formicidae. The transcript has 5 exons. The record is from RefSeq and is a predicted model, not a curated record. The coding region runs from base 275 to 1219 and encodes 314 amino acids.
GCAGCAACAGCAAACACGCCUAUAAUCGCUGCCCGGAUUCUGAUGGCUGAUGAAUAUUUUUGCUAAAGCCAUCUAGCAAUUUGGUUUUGUCGUGGCAAACCUGGUCAACAUGGCGACGCGAAGAUAUAUGAAACGGGGAACUCCGGGAAGGGCGUAAAUAAGUUAAGAUUCCAGCCGCGAAAGUGUUCAGCCGCCUCACCUUACCGGUCAUCUGUAUCUUCAAAAUACUGCUACUUUGUACUGGUGCUUCCGGUUCAAAAUACGCGCAAUCACGAUGGAGGAGCUUCGAGUCAUGUGGUGUGAUGCACUCGAGGAAUUGCUUCAGUGUCCCGUGUGCUUGGAAGUAUCACAGGGUGUUAAGGUCCAAUGCUUAAACGGACACCACAUAUGUAAUGCAUGCAGGGUGCAGUUGCAAGUGUGUCCCAUAUGUAAAUCCCAAUUUAUCGGAACGAGAAAUUUAGCAGUGGAACAAAUCUCAGCCAAGCUGCAGGACAUAAAGUUAUCCUUGUUGAAUCCGUAUCAUGAGCUCAACAGAAGAAUUCUACACAAUAAGAUUUGCGUGGCCACUCAAACCGAAAAUAUUUUCACGCUUUCCACUGCCUGCCAAACUGAAUCCGCGAAUCAAGAUAUAUCGAUCACCCCAAGAACCGAACAACAGAGAACGACGACAAACCUGGCGCCUAGAGUAGGAAAGGGGUCUUAUCCGUGUCGUGUUGGGUCUUGCGUGAUGGAACUGCCACAUGGAAGAAUGAUCGGCCACUUGAGAUACCACCAUAAAGAUGUAUUUUACGAGUUCAACGCAAAAAAUAAUGUAUUACAAAAGAAUUGGAACCUGGAGUAUAUCUACAAUCGGGAUUACGAUUUCGCUUUUCAUAUCAAAGAGAUGGGCCUGUUUUUCUUGAAUAUCUCUAUAAAUCAGACAGGGGAUCUAACGGCUUUCCUACAAAUUGUUAAUUGCAUCGCUGUAUGCAAACAAUUCACAUACACAUUCGAAGCAGUUGGGGGAUUUGACGCUAUUUACAGUGGCCCGGUGAAAUCAUGCAGAGGGCCAAGGCCGUGUACACCAAACGACUGUCUGCGCAUACAUCAGAAUAAUAUGCGCCAUCUAGUUGACAAUAAAAACUAUUUCCAUUGCAAUCUAAUGAUAAAACGUAGGUUUAACAGAACAGCCUCCGUGCAAAAUCCGAUGAAUGCUUCCGAUGACAUAGUGGACAAUUAAUAGAAGUUAAACGGUUAAUUUUUUUUAUACAAAAGAACAAGAGAAAGUUGACGAUUAUUUUACUAUUAGCUUUUUCUGUAAAAUAUGAUCUGUAUAAACAAUUUAAGUUUACUUUUUAGUUCAGUAGAAAUUUUGGUCGUUCAAUUGCGUUACUGGUGCCUACGAUUAUAUAACUGUCGAUGUAAUUUAAGUAAUUUAAAUGUUCAUUGAAACGCGCGGAGAGCGUGUAUUUUUAAGUAACACUUUAGUGGUGACUUGCGUCUCUCAGUAUUGCCUAAUUGAACUUAAAAAAAGAGAUCGAAAGACUGAUUAUAUUGCGGAUUGCAGACACAGAUGCAAUCAGAUAUGGAUAACGUGACAAAUUUCAAUCCGAUAUUUCGUUAUAAUUGCAGUUAGGCAGUACUGUAUUUAAAAAAAAAAUAGGAAGGGAGGAAAAAAGUAUUACUUGCCAUAUUUUUUGCCUGGAACGCUUCCUAUAUAUUCUUUCGGUAAAAUUAAUUUCAGAAGUUUUGACGUGUGAAUUUCAAGAACUUUUUAUCGCGACGAAACGAAGGAAAAUUUCGUGAUGUGUACGUAUUGCAUUCACAACGCAUGUGAUAUAACUUUACAUAUAAUAUUAUGGACAGAAAAGUUACUAACGUGUGAUACUUCUAUAUACGAAAUAAAGUUAUUACGUUAAAAA